AAAAUAUUCUCUACAUAUAAGUGUCACUUACCACACUUUAUUGUAACAUUAUCGUCCAUGGCUACCUCUCUUAGGUUCUUCUUUCUCUUCACUCUCACUCUCAUAUUUGCUCAAUUUUUCACUAUCAAUGGAUUAUUCUCCGAACAAUCCAACAUAAUGUUACCAACAAAUCAACAAAGCACUGAAAAAUUAACCCACUUGCACUUUUUUUACCAUGACAUCUUAGAAGGUAAAAAUCCAACGGUUGUACAAAUUAUAGAUCCAUCAACUAGUUCACCAAGUGGAUUUGGAACAACAUUCAUGAUGGACAACCUCUUAACUGAAGAACAAGAGCUAACCUCAAAACCAGUUGGUAGAGCUCAAGGGAUGUUUGGUUUGGCAUCUUUGCAUGACCGUGGAAUGGUUAUGUUAAUUAAUCUUGCUUUCACUGAAGGUGAUUUUGCUGGUAGUACUCUUAGUAUGCUUGGAAGGAAUCCUGUUCAAGACACUGUUAGAGAACUGCCUAUUGUCGGCGGCACCGGCGUGUUUAGGUUUGCUAGAGGUUAUGCUGUUGCUAAGAGUCUUUGGGAGAUUUCAACUUCUGAGCAUUUUGUUGUUGAGUAUGAUGUCACUGUUUCUCAUCCAUAGACCUCUUGCAAGUUCUUGUUUUUGGAUUGUUAUUACUAUGUGUCCAUAGGCUUUAUGCGUUUAUGGCAUAAAUAAUUGUGUAUCUCUUCACAUUUUGAGCAAUGAAAUAGUUGUCAUGAAUUUCAUAAAUUAAAAUUUCUAGUUUGAAAAA
Molecule: messenger RNA, 778 nt
Organism: Medicago truncatula (barrel medic)
Lineage: Eukaryota; Viridiplantae; Streptophyta; Magnoliopsida; Fabales; Fabaceae
Product: dirigent protein 21
Exons: 1
Coding region: 58-627 (189 amino acids)
Source: RefSeq, a predicted model, not a curated record